AUGAGUAUCAAGAAAGUAAGAAACAAACUUGAACUUGAAGAGUUAAUAAAUACCUCCAACAAUAUUACUCAAGAAUGGAUGAAACCAACUAUGAAAUCAAGAGUUUUCAAAUUGAAAUACAUGAAUAUAAGAGUUGAAAGUAGGGAGGAGAAGAUCUUAACAAUAUUUUUUACGAUUUUCAUGGUGAAUGCAAUGUCAUCUGAAUCUUUGGUGAGUAAACUCGCAAAGGAAUCAUAUUCGAAAUUGCUCUCUGAUGUCAAAGCUGGAAAGUAUGAAUCGCUGAUGGCACAAGGUAAUAAUAUUGUGGCAAAGGACGAGAGUGAACGUUUGAAAAUGCAAAGUUCUUAUGAUCCAUCGACUCGCAAAGGAUAUGACUGCCAACACGACCAUAUCAUGGAGAGUAGAAUGAAGAAAUUCAAGCAAUCCAACAACAUUAGACAGAUUUCAAAGUUGGAGGACAUCGACCAAUCGUCGUCGUCGUCGAAUCACCAAAGCCACUCGAAUUUGAAACUGAAUAGCGUUGGAGCCACUGGUAGACUCCCGAUUCGUAUCUCUUUCAACUUUACAUAUCUCGAUGCCAAUGUCGAUAAAUACUCAUGUCGUUACGUCGGACAGAAGAUCCUCACCGGUCAGCCAAAUUCCGGUUCAACACCACCGGCCUGUGACGGUACACUAUCAUACUGUACCUACACUUGUCUCUCCAAGGAUAUCUUGUCGAACGAUCUCAUCAAUAUUAUCACCGACACUGUAAUCCCAACCAUUCAAAACACUUUCCAACAGAUGAUCUUGGUCGACCGUCCCAAUCCAGAUCGUCUCACUUUCAACUCUGAAGUCUACGAUGAAUUGAAUGGUGAAUGUGACUAUGGUGUUGAUAUUCCACUUGAAUAUACAACCCUUGAAGGAUCACCAACUGAAACCGAUAUGAUUGUUUGGGUAACUUCUCGUCCAACACCAUCAAAUUCUACUAUUGCUUAUGCUUUAUCAUGUAAUUUCCCAUAUUUUAGAGCAACAGGAACAUUAGGUAAACCAAUUGCAGCCAGCAUUAACUUUAAUCCACAAUACUAUACACAAUUCCUUGGUGUACCAGACACUUCAUUCGCAUUCAACGAGUAUAUCAGAGUUGGAAUUCAUGAAAUGACUCAUGCUUUAGGUUUUAGUUCAAAUUUUUAUUCUUCAUUCACUUCACCUGCUGCUGCAACUGUAACAAAAUAUGGAACAACACCAGCCGGAAACAAAUAUUCUUAUCAAACAACCGGAAUUAUCUCACCAAAUGUUGUAAACUUUGUGAAAAAUCACUAUUAUUGUCCAGUGAUAAAGUAUGCAGAGUUGGAGGAUAUCGGUGGAAGUGGAACUGCCGGUAGUCAUUGGGAAAAGAGAACCGCCGGUGAAGAAUAUAUGAUUGGUUUCGUAUCACCAAUUGCACCAAUUACCAACUUGACCAUGAAUCUACUCAAGGAUUCCGGAUGGUAUGACAUUGCAGGUGAAACCGUGGAAAAGUUGAUCUGGGGUAAGAACGCCGGUUGUGACUGGCUCGACAAUUGCUACGGUGACACCUGGAACUACCAAGGUUACUUCUGUACCUCUGGAGGAGCAUCUUCAUGCACUGCCACUCGUAUGGGUAAAGGUAACUGUUUGCUCUACCGUUACAACGUUAACCUGCCCUCACAAUACCAACACUUUACCAAUCCAUCGAUCGGUGGUGCCGAUGCCGUCGCCGACUUUUGUCCUUACUACAUGAUCAAUCGUGGACCAACCGACCCUGAGUCCAAUAUCUACUGUGUAGAUCCAGCCAAUAAACCACAGGCAGAUGCAACCAUCUCUGAGCAGUACGGAUCGGACAGUCGUUGUUUCGAAUACACAAGCGGCAACACAUCAAACACAAUCAAAAGUGGAUGUUGGCAACAACGUUGCAAUGGAGUGAAUGUCGACAUCUUGGUUGGUAGCACCUGGUAUCAAUGCACCUCCGAUCUCCAGAGAAUCUAUGUCAACUCUGACCUCACCAUCGUCUGUCCCAAUGGAUAUGCCGAGUGUGGUGGUUAUCCAAAACCAAUUGACAUUAUCAACAGUUCAACCAAAACAUCCAGCCAACUCUUCACAACACUUUGCAUAUUAUCAUUGGUUAUUGCUUUAGUUAAUUUAAUUUAG
Molecule: messenger RNA, 2145 nt
Organism: Heterostelium album PN500
Lineage: Eukaryota; Evosea; Eumycetozoa; Acytosteliales; Acytosteliaceae
Gene: sigB
Product: peptidase M8
Exons: 7
Coding region: 1-2145 (714 amino acids)
Biological process (GO): proteolysis; cell adhesion
Cellular component (GO): cytoplasm; membrane
Molecular function (GO): metalloendopeptidase activity
Source: RefSeq, a predicted model, not a curated record